GUUUCACUCUGUCGCCUCGGCUGGAGUGCAAUGGCAUGAUCAUAGCGCACCUUGAACUCCUGGGUUCAAGCAAUCCUCCUGCCUCAGCUUCCUGUUAGCCACCACAUUGGUUGGAGCAGAGCAUGGACAUGGGAACGAGUGCUCUCAGCAAGAAGCCGUGGUGGACCCUGCCUCAAAACUUUCAUGCACCAAUGGUGUUUCACAUGGAAGAGGACCAGGAGGAGCUCAUCUUCGGGCAUGGUGACACAUAUCUUCGCUGCAUUGAGGUGCACAGCCACACCCUUAUUCAGCUGGAGAGUUGGUUCACAGCUACAGGCCAGACUCGUGUGACUGUAGUGGGACCACAUAGGGCAAGGCAGUGGCUGCUGCACAUGUUCUGUUGCGUGGGGAGCCAAGACUCCUAUCAUCAUGCUCGAGGCCUGGAGAUGCUGGAACGUGUCCGAAGCCAGCCCCUGACCAACGAUGACCUGGCCACCUCCAUUAGUGUGCCACCGUACACUGGAGACCUGUCUUUGGCUCCCAGGAUAAGUGGAACCGUGUGUCUUAGCGUUCCUCAGCCUUCCCCUUAUCAAGUGAUUGGUUGUUCGGGAUUCCAUUUGAGUUCACUGUAUCCGUAAUUAAGGACUGAUCUCCCCUGGGAAGUGGGGAUGAGAGGAGAAGUCUUGGCUUUGGUUUUGGUGAGAAAGACAUGAAAGACACAGAGGAAAGUUUGAACUUGUGGCCAGGACCUGUCCCUCUCAGGUCUUCUAGACAUGUGUCUGAGGAAAGUCUCUUGAAUGUAAGAAAGUGUUAUUGGCAAAGGAAUCCAAUAAAAUAAGCUACCUAUGAUGCAAA
This is a messenger RNA of Symphalangus syndactylus (siamang), 834 nucleotides long. RefSeq names its product KH domain containing 1 (gene KHDC1). Lineage: Eukaryota; Metazoa; Chordata; Mammalia; Primates; Hylobatidae. The record is from RefSeq and is a predicted model, not a curated record. Gene Ontology annotation, molecular function: RNA binding. Gene Ontology annotation, cellular component: cytoplasm.